AUGACGGAAAGGGAGUUCUUACUUCUACCAAAGCGCUGUCAUAAACGUUUAAAAAUUUUGAGAAAGGUUUGGUUUUUUAAAAACGACAAAUAUGUAUGGCUUGUGGACUUAAAAAAAUAUACAGCAUUUAUGGUGGAACAUUUCACCUUAAUGUUGAUUUGGUGUUCAAAGACUACACCAUGUUGGGUGGAAAUUAAGUUGCAGAUCCUCUUAAUAUGCAAGCGCGCACAGCACACCCUCUCAGCCGCUGGAAUGCGACUAGUAUUUGUGAAAGGAAAAGGCAUGCAAGAAUCAAAGGGCAGUUUGACUAACAAUCAUCCAUUUAAAUCAAAGGUGUUCGGGAAGAAUUCGAUUUCGAUACGUCAUGUGCAUUUGAGUGAUUCAAUCACCAUUUCAUUUGGUCAGAGUCAUUUAUCCAUUGCUAACUUGAUUCUUGACAAUUUUAGUUUCUUUGGAAAAAAGCUACUUGAUGAUACACCACUUUUGUAUUUCAAUGGCAACUAA
Molecule: messenger RNA, 504 nt
Organism: Echinococcus granulosus
Lineage: Eukaryota; Metazoa; Platyhelminthes; Cestoda; Cyclophyllidea; Taeniidae
Exons: 3
Coding region: 1-504 (167 amino acids)
Source: RefSeq, a predicted model, not a curated record